Molecule: messenger RNA, 2260 nt
Organism: Annulohypoxylon truncatum
Lineage: Eukaryota; Fungi; Ascomycota; Sordariomycetes; Xylariales; Hypoxylaceae
Exons: 4
Coding region: 489-1751 (420 amino acids)
Biological process (GO): glycolipid biosynthetic process
Cellular component (GO): mitochondrion; lipid droplet; plasma membrane
Source: RefSeq, a predicted model, not a curated record
GGAAGCAAUCCGAAACCUACGGCGCUCUCUACCGGAUUGACAUUCACGAAACGCCGGAGCUCCCAUUCCUUUAGAGGUGUCCAGCCGAGGCAAGUGCGGCCUUGAUUCCUUUCAUAGCUAGAACCGCGCUCCGUGAUUACCGCUGUUUAAAGCCUCCUCCUGUAUGCAUCCUAGCCUGUCGAGGCGAUGCGAGAAAUGGCGAAGGGAAUAUCAAACGCCCUAGAUCCGCAAUGUUCAAAUUACAUGUCUCGUCUGCUGAUGUCUUUUGUCUUUGUACAUAUAUAACCCUAAUAGGAGAGACUCGCCGCGUAUUUCAUCGCUCCAUUCUCGAGCCUCCAUCUAUUAAGUAGCGAAUAAAAGUAUACCAGGUGUGCUAUCCAAGCCAGGGAUACUUCCUAUUAAAUACUCAACUUACAAAUCUGCCUUGCUCGACCUUGUCUUACACUUAACCACGAUACUUAAAAAUCAUUUUGGCAGGCGUAGUCACCAUGUCAUUCAAGAAACAUUCUCGCCAGUAUGAUUUAGUGGUAUUCGGUGCAACUGGCUAUACUGGAUCAUUGUGCGCAGAACAUAUCACAACUCACUUCCCAACGGAUUUGAGGUGGGCAGUUGCUGGUCGGUCCGCAGAAAAGCUGCAAGAUGUCGUCAGGAAAUGCAAAGCUCUCAACCCAGAUCGUCAAUCACCCGGGAUCGAGAUAUGUAACCUCAACGACACCGACCUUGCAGCCUUAGCCAAGAAAACCUACGCACUUAUCACAACCGUAGGGCCGUAUGCAAAGUACGGAGAAUAUGCCUUCAGAGCUUGUGCAGAAUCUGGAACUCACUACUUUGAUGCGACGGGUGAGUGUGUUUGGCAUCAGACCAUGAUAAGGAAAUAUGAAGCAUCUGCAAAGGCUACAGGCGCUUGCUUAUUUCCACAAACCGCCAUCGAAUCAGCACUAUCAGACCUUGUAACUUUCUCGAUGGUAUCAGUAGCCCGCUCCGAACUAUCAGCCCCCGUUAAAGACGUUGUUGUCUCGGUGCAUGAGUUGCACGGCACGCCAUCGGGGGGCACUCUUCAUACAGUCUUAGGUCUCUUCGACGUCUUCCACUGGAAGGAAAUCGUCGGUUCUCAUAAGCCAUAUGCUCUGUCUCCCGUUGCGAACUCAAAACUAGCGCCUAAGCCCUCGUUUCUAUCAAGGUUGACAGGCUUGAAUUCUAUACCUGAUCUUGGCCUGGUGGCGACGUCCGUGACUGCGGGGACAAACACGGCGGUUGUGCAACGUAGUUGGGGCCUGUUCAAACAGGAGUCAUCGUUGCAGAAGUAUUUCUACGGGCCAAACUUCACAUACCGGGAGUACAUGAGACCUCGAAACUAUUUGGGAGGCAUUGUAAUGCAUUAUGGUCUUAUGGUCAGCGGUCUGGCGCUUAUGUUCUGCCCACCGUUUCGGAAGGUAAUGCGCAAGUUUAUUCCCCAACCUGGCGAAGGGCCGUCAAAGCAAGACCGAGAAAAAGAGUAUAUCCAGCUCCGGGGAGUAGCAACGCUAGACACUGCACCAGAGAUUCGCAAGAAAGUCUGGUGCAAGGCUGAGCAUAGCGGAGGAAUGUAUUAUCUAACUGCAGUUCUUCUAAGCCAAGCUGCGUUGACGAUGUUACAAGACGACGUUGACCUUAAAGGGGGUAUUUAUACUCCUGCUUGUCUCGGCCCUGGAUAUAUUGACCGUUUGGACGACGCCGGCUUCAAAAUCGAGACGAAGAUCAUUGGUGCAUGAGUUUAUUUUCUCUAAUUACCUGGGUACCAUCUGGAAAUAUGCGAGUGGCGGAUCGAUGCACGAAUUAUGAUGUUCUAAUAACGAGCCAAUCCACCUGCAAAGACUGAAGAGAGUUGAAGGGAGUCAAGAUACAGUUAUCAUAUAAUUCAGAGUUGAUAUAGGUGGGAAGGAAGUCACCUCCCCCAAACCUUCGGCAUUUAAGGUUGGCUGUUGGCAGGUUGGGUAACAUAAUGAGUGAAGAGGAUAGGGCGACUCACGCCAUAAUAUGUGUAGGUAUAGGUGUUUUUAUGUAUCUAUCAAGCAUUUUACAUAUGGUAAUGUACGCAUGAGUACUCAAAGCAGAAUCCCCGCAACUUUGCAGGGAUUAUGGGUGACAAGCCGGCGCUAGCUUCGUUUUUAUCUUAAUUUUUUUUCUUCCCUUUCAUUGAGCGUGGGCCAAUUCUUGAACGUCAUAAGGCCAAGCUACCAGGAAAUAUGCAGGUAGCACCUAGACUACUAGCUCCAGGAAG